AUGCGCAGAUUCCGGAGUAUCUUUGAGAAGAAGCGGCCGGAUGGCCAACAGCCGCUUCAGCAGCAUCAGCAGCCACCUGCCUCGGACGGGUCGCAAUCACCCGCUGCUCCACCUCCUACAGGAGACGACAAUUUUGCUGUCCAAGCAGUCUCGGGCACCCUCAGCAUCGCGCUGGUCAAUCAGUUUGCCGCCGGCACUACCGUUUACGCCACCGUCAGCGGUCGGGCGAUCGACAACAACAAUGCGUUGUUCUUGCUCGGUGCGGAUGGCAGGACGCCAUACUAUCCGCCUAGCCCAGGGUCAACGAUGUCGCCAGUCUCUCAAAAUACAGCCAUCCGCCUCGGCGGCACCGGCAGUACGACGAAUCUAACAGUGCCGCACAUCGCUGGAGGACGAAUCUAUUUCUCGCUCGGUCAGCCGCUCAAGUUCUUUAUCAAUCCUGGCCCGGCUCUGGUUGAGCCCUCCGUGUCUAAUCCGUCCGACCCCAACGUCAACCUGGAUUGGGGCUUUUGUGAGUUCACCUUUAACUCCGACCAACUCUACGCCAACAUCUCCUAUGUCGACUUUGUCUCCGACAUUCCCGUCGCCCUCACCCUCACCACCAUCAACUCCGGCACCCGAACCGUCCGAGGCCUCAAACCCAACGGACUCAACAACAUCGCUUCCGCGCUCCGUGCCCAGCACGCCGCGGACGGUAAGCCGUGGGACCAACUCAUCGUGACCCAUCAGAACCGCAACCUGCGCGUCCUAUCGCCCAAUCUCGGGCGCGUGGGCAACAACUCCCUCUUCAACGGCUACUUCGAGCCCUACGUCGACCAAGUCUGGUCCCGCUUCGCCACCCAGCCCAUGCACAUCGACACACAAGCGCAAUGGGGCGUCGUCUCAGCCACCACGACCCACAACGGCACCGCCCUCUCCUUCACCACGCAGCGCAGCCCCUCCGAUGGCGGCCAGCAGAAGCCCAUCACCUCGCCCUCAGUUUUCACCAAGCCCUCCACCGCCGACAUCUUCAGCUGCAGCACGGGGCCCUUCGCCACGGGCGCCAACGCGCUCACCAACGCCAUCAUCCCCCGUCUGUCCGCGGCGUUCAAUCGCUCGACCUUGCUCAAGACCGACGCGUUCCCCGCCAGCCAGAGCUUGUUCUACCAGGAGGCCGUGACGAACCACUACAGUCGCGUGGUGCACGAGAAUAACUACGACGGCAAAGGCUAUGCUUUUCCGUACGACGACGUGCAGCCGUCGGGUGGGGCGGAUCAGAGUGGUGAGGUCCAUGCUGGGGAUCCGAAGGUGUGGACUGUCACGGUUGGCGGGGGCUAG
Messenger RNA from Cyphellophora europaea CBS 101466, 1317 nucleotides. RefSeq lists its product as uncharacterized. The transcript has a single exon. Bases 1 to 1317 code for a protein of 438 amino acids. Lineage: Eukaryota; Fungi; Ascomycota; Eurotiomycetes; Chaetothyriales; Cyphellophoraceae. The record is from RefSeq and is a predicted model, not a curated record.